Haliotis rufescens (red abalone) is the source of this 11695-nucleotide messenger RNA. RefSeq names its product talin-1-like. Lineage: Eukaryota; Metazoa; Mollusca; Gastropoda; Lepetellida; Haliotidae. Gene Ontology annotation, molecular function: actin filament binding; structural constituent of cytoskeleton; integrin binding. Gene Ontology annotation, biological process: cell-cell adhesion. The transcript is spliced from 61 exons. Bases 227 to 7987 code for a protein of 2586 amino acids. The record is from RefSeq and is a predicted model, not a curated record. Gene Ontology annotation, cellular component: focal adhesion; cytoskeleton; plasma membrane.
UGACGUCAUAAGAUCCGCCAUAUUGCCCGAGCGAGGGUGUGCCAAAGUUUGGCCGGUUACGAGAAAAACAUCGGGCAUCAAGCUGCCCGUGGACUACUACAACACACAUGGGACAUUGAGACCACACUAGUUGCUGAGUCUGCAGGAAGAGAUAACGUGAAUCCACUGUAAGGACCGACGGACCGACCACUGUGUAGCCGGCGGGGGUUGUCACCUAGUAUGCAAGAUGGCGACCCUAUCGCUCAAGAUCAGCGUUGUGGGGAGCAACAUCGUCAAGACGAUGCAGUUCGAGCCGUCCACCAUUGUCUAUGAUGCAUGUAGAAUCAUCCGAGAAAGAAUCGCCGAAACCAUACAAGGAAACCACACUGACUUUGGACUUUUUCUGGCUGACGAGGACCCAAAGAAAGGAGUAUGGCUGGAGCAAGGUCGCAGCUUGGAGUACUACCUGCUGCGGAAUGGGGAUCUGCUGGAGUACAAGAAGAAGCAGCGUAUCCUGAAGGUGCGGACGCUGGACGGGGCUCUGAAGACCCUGCAGGUGGAUGACAGCCACACCGUGGGGCAGCUCAUGAUCACCAUCUGCACCAGGAUGGGUAUCACCAACCACGAGGAGUACUCCCUGGUGCGGGACCUGCCUGACGACGAGAAGGAGAAGACGCUGACGCUGAAGAGAGACAAGUCCAUCGCUAAGGACCAGAAGAAACUGGAGGAGAUGAAGAAGAAGCUCCACACCGAUGAUGAAAUGAACUGGCUAGACCACAGUAAGACACUGAGGGAGCAGGGCAUCGACCCAAACGAGAUACUGCUGCUGAGGAGGAAGUUCUUCUUCUCUGAUCAGAACGUUGACGCCCGUGACCCCGUCCAACUUAACCUCCUCUAUGUCCAGUCCCGUGACGCCCUGCUGAACGGCACCCACCCCGUGAGUCAGGAAGAAGCUAUACAGUUUGCAGGCUUGCAGUGUCAGAUACAGUUCGGGGACCACGUCGACUCCAAACACAGACCGGGCUUCCUCGACUUGAAAGAAUUCCUGCCAAAAGAAUACAUGAAAAUCAAAGGAGUUGAAAAGAAGAUUUACAUUGAACACAAGAAGUGGGCCAGCAUGUCGGAGAUUGAGUCAAAGGUCAAGUACACCCACUUGUGUCGCUCCCUCAAGACCUACGGCAUCACCUUCUUCCUUGUCAAGGAGAAGAUGAGGGGGAAGAACAAGCUGGUACCGAGGCUGCUUGGCAUCACCAAGGACAGCGUGGUGCGUGUGGACGAGAAGACCAAGGAGAUCAUGAAGACCUGGCCUCUGACCACCGUGAGGAGAUGGGCAGCCUCCCCCAACAGCUUCACCCUGGACUUCGGAGACUACUCAGACACGUACUACUCCGUGCAGACGACGGAGGGGGAGCAGAUCUCACAGCUCAUCGCUGGCUACAUCGACAUCAUCCUCAGGAAGAAAAAGGCAAAGGACCACCUCGGUCUGGAUGGAGAUGAAAACUCCAUGAUGAUGGAGGACAACGUACUGCCGGCCAAGGCGACCAUCAUCCAGCACCAGUCCUCCAACGUGUCCCACCCCCAGUCUGGGUCGGUGGCGAUCCCCGCGGUGCUGCGUGACGGGGGGCAGGGGGAGUCCAUGUUCGGGAUGGGCAGCAUGCAGCAGGUGCAGUCCACACACGUGACAAACCUCGCGCACGCUGGACACGCCGCCCCUCAUGGUCAGAACGCCCAGCAGCACGGCCUCAACCAGUCCCAGAAGGCCCUGUUGACCACCAUCGAGGAGGGACUGUCCUCCGUCAACAUGGCCAGGACAGACCUACAACAGAGGGCACAGGUCCCCAAGCUCGGAUCAGACGCGGCCUCCAAGAAGUGGCGUGAGAACCAGCUGGACCUCAACAGACAGAAGGUGGGCUCCCAGCUGUCAGCCAUGAACGCCGCCACGGCACAGCUCGUCACGCUCACCUCCGGCAAGGAGGACGAGAUCGACUACAACGCUGUCGGCUCAGCCGUCCAUCAAAUUUCGUCCAACCUGGGUCAGUUCAGCCGGGAUGUGAAGAUGGUGGCUGCCCUACAGGAAGAGAACAAUGACAAACUGCUGGACGCUGCACGACGCCUCGCCGGCGCCUUCUCCGACCUUCUCAACGCUGCAACGCCCGCCAAUGUGGAGCCGCGCCAGAACCUGCUAGCAGCUGCCAGCAAGAUCGGGGAGGCCAGCCAGGAGGUCAUGGAUGAGGUCGGCGAGACCACUGAGGACCUGGACAGAGUCUUCCAGGACACGCUCCUGUCACUGGCUAAGGCAGUGGCUAAUGCCACGGCGGCGCUGGUACUGAAGGCGAAGAACGUGGCCUCCAAGACGGAGGACCAGGGUCUGCAGAACAGGGUCAUCAGCUCCGCCACGCAGUGCGCCCUCGCCACGUCCCAGCUGGUGGCCUGCACCAAGGUUGUGGCGCCCACCAUCGGGAACCCGGCCUGCCAGGAACAGCUGAUCGAGGCCGCCAAGCUCGUCGCCAAGUCCGUGGAGGGCAUCGUGGAGGCAGCACAGUCGGCAUGUAAGGACGACCACCUGCUGCAGGAUCUGGGCGGCGCCGCCACGGCCGUCACCAAGGCCCUCAAUGACCUCCUGCAACAUAUCAAGAAGGCCGCUGUGCCUGUCAGGGCCAGUGAGCAGCAUGAGGAGGCGGUGGACCAGAUCAUCACCGUCACAGACAACCUGUUCAGCAGUGUGGGCGACGCCCACGAGAUGGUCAAGCAGGCCAGACACCUGGCCCAGGCCACGUCCCAGCUGGUCAGUGCCAUCAGGAACCAGGCUGAGACCAACACCGACUCCGACGUACAGAAGCGUCUCCUAGCAGCAGCCAAACAACUAGCUGACGCUACAGCCAAACUGGUGGAGGCGGCCAAGGGCUGUGCCUCCAAUCCCAAUGACUCCGACCAGCAGCAGAUUCUCCGGUCCGCGGCAGAGGAGUUGCGCUCCGCCACCAACGCCGCUGCCAGCAACCAGCUGAAGAGGAAGCUGAUCAACAGGCUGGAGAAUGCCGCCAACCAUGCUGCUGCUGCCGCCACCCAGCUCAUCAACUCCUCCUCCCUCGCCAACAAGACGAACCGUAACGCCACCACGGAGGCCCAGCUCCGACAGCAGUGUGAGGCUGUGAAUGAGGAGAUACCUCCCCUGGUACACGCUAUCCGAGCCUCCCAGCGCAGUCAGGACAGCGCCACCGCACAGCUGUCUCUCAUCAACGCCAGCCAGGACUUCAUACAGCCGGCCAGCAGGAUGGUAGCUGCUGCCAACGCCGCCGCUCCAACAGUGACGGACCAGGCUGCAGUCCUCAACCUCCACAACAGCGUCAAGGCCAUGACAUCAGCACUCGCAGAACUCAGGACAGCCUCAUCGAAGGCCCAGGAGGCGUGUGGCACACUGGAGGUGGAGUCCGCCCUGGACCAGGUGCAUGGACUCAACUACCAGCUGGACGAGAUCAAGAAGGCAACAAACGAAGGACGCCUCGUCCCCCUGCCUGGAGAGACGGCUCAGUCAGCUGCUCUCCAGCUGGGAACUACGUCCAAGACGGUCGGCUCCUCCAUGGCACAGCUGCUCACAGCUGCAGCUCAGGGUAAUGAAGACUAUGUUGGUAUCGCUGCUCGGGAUACGGCCAACGCACUGCGGGUGUUGACGUCAGCAGUGCGCGGUGUUGCUGCAACCACCACGGACAGGCAGGUCCAGCACGCCAUCAUCGAGUGUGCCCAGGACAUCAUGGACAAGUCUGUCAUCCUUCUGGAGGAGGCCAAGCGGGUGAUGCGGGACCCCAGCAACCCCGAGAACAUACAGAGGCUCAACCAGGUAUCCAAGAGUGUGUCGAACGCCCUCAACAACUGUGUGAACUGCCUGCCAGGUCAGAGAGACGUGGACGCCGCCCUCAGACACAUCACCGCCUCCAGCCAGACUCUCUCCUCCCCUCGGUUCCCCGGGACGGGCAAGUCGUACCAAGAUGUUCAGGUCGACAUGAACAACGCAGCAGUGGGCUUGAACCAGGCGGCCAGCAACAUCGUGACGUCAUCCCGCGGCACCCCCCAGCAGCUGGCGAUGUCCUCCUCCCAGUACGGACACUCCUACCAGGAGUUCGUGGACACCGGACUCACCAUGGCCGGACUCUCCAAGGACGUGGAGACACAGAACCAGAUCGUGGGUGGCCUCAAGAGCGUGUCCAUGGUGUCCAGUAAGCUACUGCUGGCAGCCAAGUCCGUCUCGGCCGACCCUAAUGCCCCCAACGCCAAGAACCUCCUGGCCCAGGCUGCAAGGGCGGUGACGGAGAGCAUCAACCACCUCAUCAACAUCUGCACCGUGUCCGCCCCCGGACAGAAGGAGUGCGACAACGCCCUGCGCCAGAUAGAGAUGAUGCACAAUCUCCUUGACAACGCCAACGAGCCAAUCAGUGAUGCCCCGUAUUUCGAGUGCCUUGAUGGAGUUAUGGACAAAUCAAAGAGUCUGGGAGAAGCCAUGACAGGAAUCUCCCAGCAUGCCAAGAGAGGAGACAUUGAUGAGUUCUGUGACUCUGUGAGGAAUUUCGCCAACUCCGUGUGUGGACUGACAGAAGCCUCUGGGCAGGCUGCCUACCUGGUAGGUAUCGCUGACCCUGCCUCGGAACCCGGCCGGCCCGGCGUUGUGGAUCAGUCCCAGUUCUCCCGGGCCAACCAGGCCAUUCAGAUGGCCUGCCAGAACCUCACCAACCCUGCCAGCUCACAACAGCAGGUGAAUGUUCAAGCGCAGGCUGUUGUGCGCCUCCCAUCCCGAGAGCAGGUGCUGUCUGCCGCCACGGUCGUCGCCAAGCACACGUCCGCGCUGUGUAACGCCUGCAGACUGGCCUCCUCCAAGACGACCAACCCUGUUGCCAAGAGACAUUUUGUACAGAGUGCCAAGGACGUGGCUAACAGCACUGCCAUGCUAGUCAAGGCCAUCAAGGCCCUGGACAGUGACUUCACAGACCACAACCGGCAGCAGUGUGCAGAAGCAUCUCGGCCUCUCAUCAAUGCAGUGGAGGAACUCACCACCUUCGCCUCAUCACCGGAGUUCGCCAGUAAACCCGCCAAGAUCAGCCACCAGGCACGGCGUGCCCAGGAGCCCAUCACGAUGUCGGGCAAGGCGAUGAUCGAUGGGGCGUGUCAUAUGCUGCAGGCCGCCAAGCAGCUGGCCAUCAACCCCCGCGACCCCCCCACAUAUCAGCUGUACUCCAACCACUCCAAGAGCGUGUCCGACGCCAUCAAGAGACUCGUAUCAGCCAUCAAGGACACUGCCCCAGGUCAGAAGGAAUGUGACACUGCCAUCGACAAGCUGAACCACACAAUCCGCGACCUGGACCAGGCCUCCCUGGCGGCCAUCAGCCAGAACCUGGGCCAGCGCAAUGACAAGACUCUCAAGUCCUUCCAGGAGCAGAUGAUCAACAGCGGCCGCGAGAUCCUGGACACCAUCGAGGCCAUCCAGCGGGCAGCCAAGUGCAAGCCAGAGAACCUGGGACACCUGAUCAACACCAUGUCCUCCUACUUCGAGCCUCUCUCUGACGGGGCUAUCGGGACAGCCUCCAAGAACCUCAACUCCAAGCAACAGAUGAACGUCCUCGACCUGUCCAAGACAGUUGCGGAGUCAGCUCUUCAGUUCCUCUACGCUUGUAAGGAGAGCGGUGGAAACCCCAAGGCGAUGCAGGCUCACGGCAACGUGGACGGAGCGGCGGAGGACAUGAAGGACGUCCUCCAGGACCUGCUGCAGACCAUCGAGGAGGCCGCCUCCCAGUCUGGCGCCGUCAGCAGCAUGAUCGACAGCAUCAGCAAGUCCAUGGCACGGACUGACGAGAUUAUCGCCACGGAGGGAACAUCGUUUGUGGACUACCAGACCAACAUGGUGCGCCUGAGUAAACAGAUUGCCCGGUCAGCACAGGACAUGAUCGGCAAGUCCACCACCAACGUGCAGGACCUGGGGCAGCUGGCCAACCUGUUGACCCGGGACUACAGCCAACUCUCCAACAACUCCCGCGGAGCCGCCGCCGCCACCAACAACCUCGAAAUCGGCAACCGGAUCCGGACGGCGGUGCAGGACCUGGGCCGGAGCUGUGUGGAGGUGGUGCAGGAUGCUGGCAACCUCCAGGCCAACCCCACCGACUCCUACGCCAGGAAGGACCUGUCAGAACACGCCAAGAGCAUCUCAGAGAAGGUCUCCUUCGUCCUGGCAUCCCUCCAGGCCGGGUCUCGUGGCACACAGGCCUGCAUCAACGCAGCGAGCACCGUCAGCGGCAUCAUCGGCGACUUGGACACCACCAUCAUGUUUGCGACAGCCGGAACCCUCAAUGCUGAUGGCUCUGAAUCCUUUGCUGAUCACAGGGAGAGCAUCCUGAAGACAGCCAAGGCCCUGGUUGAGGAUACUAAGACUCUGGUUGCCGGGGCAGCAUCCAAUCAGGAACAGCUUGCGGCAGCUGCUCAGACAGCUGUGAAGACCAUCACGAGACUCGCUGAUGUGGUUAAGCUGGGGGCAGGAUCGCUGGGGUCUGAACAGCCAGAAGCACAGGUCCUCCUGAUCAACGCCGUCAAGGAUGUCGCCUCCGCUCUGUCCGACCUCAUCAGCGCGACCAAGAACGCCUCGGGGAAGAGUGUCAACGACCCCGCCAUGCUACACCUGAAAGACUCGGCUAAGGUGAUGGUGACAAACGUGACGUCGCUGCUGAAGACAGUGAAGACCGUCGAGGACGAGGCUGUGAGAGGCACGCGGGCCCUAGAGUCGACUGUCGAGGCCAUCGGACAGGAAAUCAGGGCCUACGACACAGCCGACAUCUUCAAGAAGGCCAACGCCGAGGAUCUCAUCCGCUUCACCAAACCCAUCACCAACGCCACCGCCAAGGCUGUUGCUGCAGGCAACUCUUGUCGACAGGAGGACAUCAUUGCAGCUUCCAACAUGGGCAGGAAAGCCAUCUCCGAUCUGCUGAGUAUCUGUAGGGGAGCUGCAGCCACAGCGGAGACGACUGAGAUUCGUCAGCGGGCCAUCAACGCCGGCCGAAUGUGUGGUGUGUCGUACCGGGAACUUCUGGAGAGUGUACACCAGGCUGUGAUCCGACCAACGCCAGAGGCGAAGCAGCAGUUGAUGCUGAUCUCACGUAAAGUAGCCAACGCCGUCACAGAGCUGGUCCAGUCUGCCGAGGCCAUCAAAGGCCAGUUUCUACCAUCGCUUCUGGACUCAGUAGAGAUCCGCUGGUCUUAUAACGUGCCAGGCACGGACUGGGUGGACCCCGAUGACCCGACAGUCAUCGCGGAGAACGAGCUCCUCAGCGCAGCCAACUCCAUCGAGGCAGCGGCCAAGAAACUGGCCCAGCUGCGACCUCGACCUUCCGCCAAGCAAGCAGAUGAGAAUCUCAACUUUGAGCAACAGAUUCUUACUGCAGCCCAAGCCAUCGCCGCGGCAACAGCAGCCUUAGUUAAAUCUGCAUCUGCUGCUCAAAGGGAGCUGGUAGCACAGGGCAAGGUGGGAUCAACCUUCCAUCGCCAUGCUAUGGACGAGGAUGGACAGUGGUCCGAGGGCCUCAUUUCCGCGGCUCGGAUGGUUGCAGCCGCCACUCACAGUCUGUGUGAGGCGGCCAAUGCCAUGGUUCAAGGUCACGCCAGCGAGGAGAAGCUGAUCGCGUCGGCCAAGGAGGUCGCAGGGUCAACAGCCCAGCUGCUCAUGGCCUGCAAGGUGAAGGCCGACCCAGGCUCGGUGGCCAUGCAGAGGCUGCAGUCUGCCGGCAAUGCUGUGAAGAAGGCCACAGAGGCACUGGUGCGGGCAGCUCAGCAGGCCAAGGACUUCGUCGAUGAGGGCACCAGCCUCACCGUCAACAAGAGGAUGGUUGGCGGCAUUGCACAGGAAAUCAUGGCCCAGGAGGAGAUCCUGCGGAAGGAGCGUGAGCUGACAGAGGCCCGCAGGAAGCUCGAGAUCAUCAGGAAGGAGAGAUACAAGGACCGACCUCCAGAGGAAUACGACUCCUCCUCCUCCUUCUAGACUAGCACCGAGUAGCACAGGCGGACUGACUGGAGCGAGUCCACGACAACAUAGGGGGGACAGUGUGCAGCAUGCAGGGCAGACAACCCAUGCCCACAGAUGCUGGGAUCUCUGGAUUGAUAAGACUCUUCAUCUCUGGCAGUUGUCUUCUGUCUACACACAGACUGAGUCAGGCUUGCUUUGUUAGUGUAGGCUACAAAUGGCAGGUGUGUCGUGCAAGCAUAGCGUGAUGUGAGUGACCAAGGGGCAUUGUUGACUGUGUGGCUGUGUGCUCAGCUUCUAGACGCUUGCUUUAGACAGUGGACAGAUGACACUUGGAUGUAGUAACACAGGUCUCCACUUCAACCAAGGACUGACAGAUGAGGUCGACAGUGACUGCAUGUCUACCACAAGGCUGUCCUCGUGUAGUGUAGAUGAUCACUGUUUUGAUACCAAAGGACAUAUACUAUCUCAAUAUAACUGAAAGCAAUUUGUUUCUACCAACUAUCAAAUACAUUGUCUGAUAUGCUUUUCCUCAAUAGAAAACAAAAUACUGUAUGUCCAUUCUUAAAAAAUUGAACUUGAUACUGUUGGUGAUUGUUGAUGAUGAAGGUUCUCCCCGUCCUGGGCCCAGCCUGUAUAGGUUCUUGCAUGUAACGCUCGAUCUGUCCGCCUCACUGCCGCCCAGCAACAGGGAGGUCUUGAAGCAAGGAACAAAUGUGGGACAAUUUUCACCAUGCAUUAUCUGAAGAUUGUCUCAAAGCCUUAUUGAAGGUUGGGUUGGAUUGUGGCUGCUUAGUGCUGGCUUGGUGAUGUAGUGUGAUAGUGUAGACUGUAUAUUUACAUGCCGCUGCGAUGGCGGCGGGGGAGCUUGGACCGUAUCUUGUAGUCAACUUUGCUUUGUUUUGUUGAUAUAUUUCACCAAGGUGCUAAACUAAACCACAUCGGUUUAUUCUGCCUGUCGAGUUGUCUCCCUUAGAUGACGUGUACAUAGACUGCAGCCAUAGUGCUUUAAGUUACCAACUCAUCCUCUCCGCAGACACACACGUCUGUGGAUUUGGGGGCCAACAUUGUCAGUUUCCCGAUCAGUGUUGCAUGCACGUGUUGGAUAGACUGACGUUUCAUUGAGUGAAAUUAUAUUCUCAGUAAGAUUAGUGUAAUGUAAUGUGAUUAGAUAAGUUGCUGCUGUCCCUAUGUCAGUGUUGGAACUGAUGUGAUUCUCAACCUAACUGCAAGUCUUAAGGGAGGUUCUGACUAUGGUUGACUCUCAAGUCAAGCCAAACUUGCUAGGACCAGUCCAGUUUCUUUCUUUUGUAUAAACAAUGUAAAACAAUAGGGAAAAUAUGUUACAUUUAAAAUAUGCCUUUUUUGACUUUCUUAUCAAGACUUUUUUAUAUGUUAAAUAACUAAAUGUCCAACAAAGGUGACAGAUGCCUCUUGUGUCAUGGAAAAUUGAACAAGAAAACAAUUUUCCUGACUUUUCAUAGGAUUUAUGUAUUAAAUGCGACCAAAAUUGACAAAAGCGGCCAUUUAGAGCAGAGUUGAUAAGACUAGAGGGAUGGCUUGUUUCUUAAUACUGUCCUGCUAGUGGUAUAACAUCCCAUAUCAACACGCAGGUGGUGAAUACUGUGACAAUAUUCCACAUGAGUCUGCCGUCAGUGGAUUACGAUAGCCUUAGCGGAGCUGGUCCACUGUGUACCUAGUGGUAUAACAUCCCAUAUCAACACGCAGGUGGUGAAUACUGUGACAAUAUUCCACAUGAGUCUGCCAUCAGUGGAUUACGAUAGCCUUAGCGGAGCUGGUCCACUGUGUACCUUGUGGUAUAACGUCCCAUAUCAACACGCAGGUGGUGAAUACUGUGACAAUAUUCCACAUGAGUCUGCCGUCAGUGGAUUACGAUAGCCUUAGCGGAGCUGGUCCACUGUGUACCUAGUGGUAUAACAUCCCAUAUCAACACGCAGGUGGUGAAUACUGUGACAAUAUUCCACAUGAGUCUGCCAUCAGUGGAUUACGAUAGCCUUAGCGGAGCUGGUCCACUGUGUACCUAGUGGUAUUACAUCCCAUAUCAACACGCAGGUGGUGAAUACUGUGACAAUAUUCCACAUGAGUCUGCCAUCAGUGGAUUACGAUAGCCUUAGCGGAGCUGGUCCACUGUGUACCUAGUGGUAUUACAUCCCAUAUCAACACGCAGGUGGUGAAUACUGUGACAAUAUUCCACAUGAGUCUGCCAUCAGUGGAUUACGAUAGCCUUAGCGGAGCUGGUCCACUGUGUACCUUGUGGUAUAACGUCCCAUAUCAACACACAGGUGGUGAAUACUGUGACUAUAUUUCACAUGAGUCUGCCAUCAGUGGAUUACGAUAGCCUUAGUGGAGCUGGUCCACUGUGUACCUAGUGGUAUAACGUCCCAUAUCACCAUACAGGUGGUGAAUACUGUGACAAUAUUCCACAUGAGUCUGCCAUCAGUGGAUUACGAUAGCCUUAGCGGAGCUGGUCCACUGUGUACCUUGUGGUAUAACGUCCAGAUCAACACACGUGGUGAAUACUGUGACAAUAUUCCACAUGAGUCUGCCAUCAGUGGUCCACUAUGUAGCUUGUGAUAUUUAUUUGACAAGUAAAUGUAAACCCUGGUAGAGGUUGAGAGUGUGCUUUGGUUUUGCUUCCUAUUUACAGUACUUCCUUGAUACCCCCUGUAGGAUGUGACAUAACCCGAACACAGUAUAGGGGCCACGUUAGUGUACAUCUCAGUCCACCAUAGCGGACAUGUAAUCACUUUGUCAAAAGCAUAAUACAUAGAUCUGAUCAGCUAAUCCACAUUGCUGUCUUCCAUUUAACACAUCCUGGAUGUCAUCCUGUGUAACUGGGGUAGUGCAUGGUAGGAAAACUAUUCCCCCUCUAUGGGUUUCUUUUUUCUAGCUUUCUAUGCCGUUUUAUUUAUAAAAUAUUCUUUUCACAAUUUCGAGAUAUUUUAUGAAUUUUUGUUUCACAAUAUGGUAUGGUGACAAAUGAUGUUGAAAAAAUAUUAUUUAGAAUAAUUUACAGAUACUAAAGUGUAUGUAGUCAGUUUGUAAAGGGAGGUAACUGUUGCAUGACAAGGGGAGAUAACCCUGGUUUUAUCAGCUACAUGCAUAUUAUACAUAUCCCAGUAUUUCCCCUGUAGGGGUAUUGUAUAUUACUUUAUUCUGUUCUAUUUGUGUUAUUGUGUACACCUCUAUACAGACCUCCCACAUCAUGUCUCAGCCUCCACCUUCACUGGAGUAGCAGGCUAGAUACACGCCCACCGUUACAUGGAGCAGGAUAAUAGCAGCAAAUACUUUCCAAACAAAUAUUGCCAAUAUUAUCAGAGAUAAAAAAUGUGUUUCUUAAAUUUCAGACUUUGAGAAAACUUUUUUCAUUGAGUCGUCUUUCCGAAAUUUAUGAUAAUUCAUUACAUUCAAAGUUUGCUUAUAACACUGAAAAUAUUAGAAGUCCAUUGAUGUGUCUUACCCCCUUGCCACACAGGGUUGGGUAAUUGCUGCUACAGCCUUGUUGUAGCCUGUAGUUCUGUCACCCCAGUGAAGGUGUUAGUGAGAUACGAGUGUUAUGAUACAGCUUAUAGCAUUAUUGUGUAUAUUUCCCUGUAUGUUUGUAUAUGCCUUUAUAUACAUACACUGCACAGGCGCAGUUAUCAUAAACAUGUUUAUGGCGAAUGUAUAUUUCAUAAUUCAUAAUAAUAAAUGUCAUAUCAUCUA